GUUCCCGACCAUGCCUCCUCCCUUCCCGUUCCCAGAUAAAAAGCCCCCUCCCAUGGUUGGUGGACGUCGCGUCGUCAUCCCAAUUUGAAAAGGCUUCCCGGCGCGCGCAGCACUCGCUCGUCGAUCGAUCCGUCGGGCCGGCCCAAGCUUCGUCGGCCGUGCGUACGUACUCGCGCCAUGGACGCCGCCGCGUUGGCUGACCUUGAUGAUCUCGACUUCGAUUUGGGUUCCCUGGACGGGUUCCAGUGCUUCAACUUCGAGUUCGACCAGCCGGACUACCUCCCCGAGUUCUGCGGCGAUGGUGGGUGUUUACUGCCCGCUGUGUCCGAUAAGGAGGGCGGUUUGUGUUUAAGUUUGGGUUCUCGUGAUGGUGACGGCGGGAGGGAGAGCUCGCCGGACUCCGUGGUGACGGAUGACGGCGCGCCGCCUAGGUCGUCCGGGGAUCACGACGAUGGCGAGAUGUCGGCGUAUGUGAGCGAUCUGAAGAGGUUUCUCUUGGAGGAUGACGACGAGGCCGGAGGGUUGUUCGCGGCGAAGGAUCUUCCCACCAACGGCCACUUCUUCAACGAUCUCGUUAUUCCUUACGUCGAGCCGUCGACUGCACCCGAGGAGUUUGCCACCGCUGACCACUUCUUCGGCGAUCUCGACGACGGUCACGCCGAGCCGGCGGCUCCAGGGAAGGAUCUCGUCGCCGAAGAAUACUUCUUCAGCGAUCUCGCUUACAUCGUGCCGUCCACUGCAGGGGAGGAUCCCGUCUCCGACGGCUACUUCUACGAUGUUGCUGUUGCGAACGACGGCUGCGUCGAGCCGGCGGCUAAGGCCAGCGUGGAAGAUGCUGCGUCGGCGACGGAGGAUGAGUUCGCUGCUGCCGGCGAGUACGACGAUGAAGCGUCCUCGAGGAAGCGCGCAAGGCAGAGGAAGGACACCGCCGCGGUGCCACGCGAAGCAGAGCUGCGGGCAACGCCGAGGACGCGUGCCAUGUCGUCGAUCGGGUGCCGGCGCCUUGGCCACCACCGGUUGCCUCCCUGCGUCACAAUGUGCAUCUCGGCCUGAUCGAUCGAUUGGUUUGGGGAGGAAAAAUGGCUCUCACCGCACGCACGGUAUUCGAACAGGUAGGUGAAAGGUUCAGAGGAACAUGGCAUUUCGAACAGGUAGGUGAAAGGUUCAGAGGAACAUGGCAUUUCCCGUGUUCUUUUAUGAUAUUUUACCUCUGCCUGCUGAGGUCCAAGUCCAAUGGACGGAAAAAAUCCAAUGCAUGGCUGAACCGAGGGCUGUACCACAGUCCACGCACAAGAAAAUAAUAAAAUCUAAACAAUCGAUGACUAUUUUUACAGCAACGAACGAACAAGUUGUCUUCAAGAGAAAUAAAAUGUUCUGCGUUUAGUCUUUUUGUCAUGCCUUCUAUUCUUUCUCUUUGCUAUCAUUUUUUGAUAACUCUCUUUGCUAUCAUUUGUGUUUUAUAAUGGGCCCCAUGCCACGUUUUCGGUACUACAACAUAGCCUUGACCGGAGAUGCUACACUGUGCGAAGCGAGAUUUUUUUUUUUUUUUUUUUUUUUUUUGCGAAUAGCGAAGCGAGAAUUCUUGACGCUUCAUAUUUCAUACUCAAAUAUGAACCAGGUCAUGAUUCAAUCACACAUGGAGCUAUUUUUUUGUAAUUACACUUGUGCGUAUUUACGAGUUAUUUAUUCAAAACCAUCAUACUUGGGACCAAUGGCGAAUCUAGGAUUUUAGAUUAGGGUAUGCCGGCCAAAAAAAAUUCACACAUGAUAAGGCUUAAAUUCAUGGAUUAAGCUGAAACCAUCCACUAAAUACAAUAUAAGUAGUUCAAAAAUCAUACCGAUAAUUAAAAUAUCGGUAUACAUGUGAACUAGAGACUUACAGUGUUAUUUUUAUGACUAUUUUAUUCGACGUUUUCGAAGGGACAUAAAUGUCUUGAUAAUAUCAUCUUCAUCAACUUGAAAGAAAAUAUCCCGCUCAAUAAAAGUGACUAGACAAUCAUCCAAAAGACUAUCCCCAUCUUAUUUCGUAACUUGGUUUUCACUAAAACCAUUGCAGAAAAUACCCUUUCAACACUUGUUGUUGCCACUGGUAGAAGCAAUACCAAUUUGAGGAGCUCAUAAACCAAAGCAUACACUUUGUGCCUCUUUGUUUGUACAAGCUUAACUGAGAGAUCAACAAUAUUGUUUAGACCUUUGAAUCUAUCAUCCUAUCUCAUGCCAUCAAUAUAAUUACGUAGCUGCAAUUCAAGCAUGAGCAAAUUAUUAUUUAAGAAUUCCUUUGGAUAGAACUCAGCUAGUCUGCGUAGCUUCUGUAUAUCAAAAGAAUCAAAUGAAUUAGAAGGAUUGCAGGCUCACAUGCAAGACAACAACUCCAUAUUAAUCUCGUCAAACCUGUUAUCAAGUUCUUGACUUAUUUGAUCAAUAACACCAAUAUAUGCUUCUCUUCUAAAGUGGUCAUCAUUGGUUUGCUUUCGAGCACGAGCUUUCCUUGUUGAUUUGUCAUAAGGAACAUAAUCACCAUCCAUAACAGGAACAUCAACACCAUGUUUGUCACAAAAUGAAGUGACCUUCUCAAGAAAAUUAUCCCAACCAUCACACCUCAAUUCUUGCAUUCUUUUCUUUGCCACAUUAACAAGUGAUAUUGCAUUAAGAAUAUCUUGCUCCCUUCUUUGCAAACACUCUGAUAACUCAUUUGUGUAUCCAAGAAUAAUAUACAUCAAGUGUGCAAAGAAAACAAAUUCAAAGGUCUCAAAUGCUCCAAGCACAAAAUCUAUUUUGGUCCAAUCAUCCUUAUAUGAAGGAUCAUCCCCAAGAUCUACUAGUACAUCAUGGAUUGCUUCAUACAUACUAAUGACGCUGCACACAGUUUUGUAAUGAGAUCCCCGUCGAGUAUCCCCGGGCCUAGGCAAACUCAUCUCUUGAUGUAAUCCACUUUCAGAUUCAAUCUCACCACAAUCAAGUGCUUUCUUGUCAUUCUCAAGCCUAGCA
Molecule: messenger RNA, 2988 nt
Organism: Hordeum vulgare subsp. vulgare (domesticated barley)
Lineage: Eukaryota; Viridiplantae; Streptophyta; Magnoliopsida; Poales; Poaceae
Exons: 2
Coding region: 178-1053 (291 amino acids)
Source: RefSeq, a predicted model, not a curated record